UAACAGACAGUACUGUUCUACUGUUUCUAUUGUCCAGCCUUUCCAGGCGGUGAGAGAUGAUGAGAGUGGACGGCACAAUAUAAAGAAGAACUGCAGGGACGCUGACAAUUCACACACACAUUUCUAGGAGUCGCUGAGAGGAUGGCGAAAGCUGCACUGCUGUUGUUUUGUUGCCUGGUCAUGUCUGUAUCAGGCUCACCGCUUUACCCAUCUAUUAGGUUUGGCCAGACUGAUACUUCCAUCCUGAUGACAUCGGCGAUAAAGAGUCCAGUAGAGCAGCUGGAGGAGGACGCCAGCUCUCCCAUUGAGGGGGCAGAGAUACGCUCUGGACGCCACGCUGAUGCCAUAUUUACUAACAGUUACAGGAAAGUCCUGGGCCAAAUCUCUGCGAGGAAGUUCCUUCAGACGAUCAUGGGAAAACGGCUCGGAGAGGAGAGCGAGAGCUACGUGAAACGUCAGUCCGACAUCUACGAGGGAACGUAUAAAGAAGAUCUAACAUCCAUCCAGAGUAAGCACAGAUACAGAGGAGUCCACGGGAACGUCAUGAGAUUGCUGAGCUGAGAUUGGUGGAUGGGACAGAUUGGAGACUCCUCUCUGCUGCAUUUUCAUAACCAUCACCGCUUGUUUUCUUAUACUCAUGGAAAUUAUAUUGGCAUUUUUUUAUUGGCAUUAAAGCUGUGAAGAAAACCAAUGAGUUUUUGAAAAUGUUGA
This is a messenger RNA of Labrus mixtus (cuckoo wrasse), 711 nucleotides long. RefSeq names its product growth hormone releasing hormone (gene ghrh). Gene Ontology annotation, biological process: adenylate cyclase-activating G protein-coupled receptor signaling pathway; positive regulation of cell population proliferation; growth hormone secretion. The record is from RefSeq and is a predicted model, not a curated record. Bases 142 to 561 code for a protein of 139 amino acids. Gene Ontology annotation, molecular function: neuropeptide hormone activity; growth hormone-releasing hormone receptor binding; peptide hormone receptor binding. The transcript is spliced from 6 exons. NCBI's taxonomy places the organism in Eukaryota, Metazoa, Chordata, Actinopteri, Labriformes, Labridae. Gene Ontology annotation, cellular component: terminal bouton; perikaryon; extracellular region.